This is a messenger RNA of Solanum lycopersicum (tomato), 480 nucleotides long. RefSeq lists its product as uncharacterized. Lineage: Eukaryota; Viridiplantae; Streptophyta; Magnoliopsida; Solanales; Solanaceae. The record is from RefSeq and is a predicted model, not a curated record.
AUGGUGGAUUUCAAAGGAACUACUGUAACCCAGAGCAAUGUAGAAGGAAUUGAUUCAUGCCAUCUACAUUUGGUGGCAAACUGUUGCAUCGUUCGAUAUUUCCUGGGAAGAUCUCCUCGUGGAUUAUUCUUUUCUGAUGGUUUUGAGAUUCAGCUUAAUGCAUUUAGGGAUUUUGAUUGGGCUGGAUGUCCUGAUACUCGUCGCUACGUCAUGGGUUGGUGCAGGUUUCUUGGAGAUUCCUUGCUAUUUUGGAAGGGCAAGAAUCAAGACCGUGUAUCAAAAUCUUCCACCAAAAAUGAAUAUCGAGCAAUGUCUACAGUUUGCUCUGAGAUUGUUUGGAUUCGUGGUUUACUUGAUGAAAUUAGAUUUCCUCAAUCUAAUUUCACUCCUCUCGAUACUGACAAUGCAAGUGCUAUUCGAAUUGCUACUAAUCCAGUUUAUCAUGAAAGGACCAAACACAUUGAAGUAAACUGUCAUUAA